AUGGCGGGGCGGCGGGCCGGGGUCCCCGCGGGGGCCGGGGCGCUGCUGGCGUUGCGGGCGUGGCUGGCGCUGCGAGCGCUGCCCGGCGCCGCCGCGCACCCGCAGUGCCUGGACUUCAGGCCGCCCUUCCGGCCGCCGCAGCCGCUGCGCUUCUGCGCGCAGUACUCGGCCUUCGGCUGCUGCACCGGCGAGCGGGACGCGGCGCUGGCCCGCCGCUUCGGGGCCCUGGCGGCCCGCGUGGACGCCGCGACGUGGGCGACGUGCGCCGGCUACGCGCUGGACCUGCUGUGCCAGGAGUGCUCGCCCUACGCAGCCCACCUGUACGACGCCGAGGACCCCGCCACGCCCCUGCGGACGGUGCCGGGCCUCUGCGAGGACUACUGCCUGGACAUGUGGCAGACGUGCCGGGGCCUCUUCCGCCACCUCUCCCCGGACCGAGAGCUCUGGGCGCUGGAGGGCAACCGUGCCAAGUUCUGUCGCUACCUGUCCCUGGAUGACACCGACUAUUGCUUCCCGCGCCUGCUGGUCAACGAGAACCUGAACUCGAACCUGGGCCGCGUGGCUGCCGACGCCAAGGGCUGCCUGCAGUUGUGUCUGGAGGAGGUGGCCAACGGGUUGCGCAACCCCGUGGCCCUGGUCCACGCCAAGGACGGCAGCCACCGCUUCUUCGUGGCCGAGCAGGUGGGGCUGGUGUGGGCCUACCUACCUGACCGCUCCAGGCUGGAGAAGCCUUUCCUGAACAUCAGCAGAGCCGUGCUCACCUCGCCCUGGGAGGGCGACGAGCGGGGCUUCCUGGGCCUGGCUUUCCACCCGCGUUUCCGGCACUCCCGCAAGGUCUACGUCUACUACUCGGUGGGCGUCGAUUUCCACGAGUGGAUCCGCAUCAGCGAGUUCAGCGUCUCCCAGGAGGACGAGAACGCCGUGGACCACCGCUCAGAGAGAAUUAUCCUGGAGAUUGAAGAGCCAGCCUCGAACCACAAUGGGGGUCAGCUGCUCUUUGGGGAUGAUGGGUACCUCUACAUCUUCACUGGAGAUGGCGGGAUGGCUGGAGACCCCUUCGGGAAGUUUGGAAAUGCCCAGAACAAGUCGGCGCUCCUGGGCAAAGUGCUGCGCAUUGACGUGGACCGGACGGAGCGCGGGCCUCCCUACCGCAUCCCACCCGACAACCCGUUCGUGGGCGACCCGGAGGCGCGGCCGGAGGUCUACGCCUUCGGCGUGCGCAACAUGUGGCGCUGCUCCUUCGACCGCGGCGACCCUGCGACGGGCGCCGGCCGCGGGCGCCUCUUCUGCGGGGACGUGGGCCAGAACAAGUUCGAGGAGGUGGACCUGGUGCAGCCAGGCCGCAACUACGGCUGGCGCGCGCGCGAGGGCUUCGAGUGCUACGAUCGCAAGCUGUGUGCCAACGCCUCCCUGGACGAUGUGCUGCCCAUUUUCGCCUAUCCACACAAGCUAGGCAAGUCGGUGACGGGGGGCUACGUGUACCGUGGCUGCGAGUACCCCAAUUUGAAUGGCCUCUAUAUUUUUGGAGAUUUUAUGAGUGGGCGUCUGAUGUCCCUCCGAGAGACCCCAGGGACAGGCCAGUGGCAGUACAAUGAGCUCUGCAUGGGCCGUGGCCAGACUUGUGCAUUCCCAGGUCUCAUCAACAACUACUACCCACACAUCAUCUCCUUUGCAGAGGACGAGGCUGGGGAGCUGUACUUCAUGUCCACCGGAGUGCCAAGCGCCACGGCCGCACAUGGCGUCAUCUACAAGGUGAUCGACCCGUCCAGGCGGGCGCCCCCCGGCAAGUGUCAGAUCCACCCUGCCCAGGUGAAGGUGAGGAGCCACCUCAUCCCCUUUGUGCCCAAAGAAAAGUUCAUGCGGACCCGGGAGAGCACCCCGCGACCCCCAUCGCCGGCGCCCACCAAGGCGCCCCGUCGCGGCCGCCCCACGGCCCCUCCUCCGCCCAGGCCCACCUCCAGGCCCGCCCGGCCCACGCGGCGGCCAGGGGCCCGCAGGGGCGGUGGACGGCGGCGGGGGCGGCCCAGCGCCCCGGGGCCCGCGUCCGUCCCCGCCCCCUCCCCGGGGGACGUGCGCCUGGUGCGGCCCGCGGGGCUGGGCGCCGGGCGCGGCCGCGUGGAGGUGUUCGCGGGCGGCCGCUGGGGCACGGUGUGCGACGACGCGUGGGACGCCGGCGCGGCCGCCGUGGUGUGUCGCCAGCUGGGCUUCGCCCACGCGGUGCGAGCCGCCAAGCGCGCCGAGUUCGGCGAGGGCCGCGCGCUGCCCAUCCUGCUGGACGACGUGCGGUGCCGGGGCCGGGAGCGCAGCCUGCUGGAGUGCGCGCACGCCGGCCUGGGCACGCACAACUGCGGGCACCACGAGGACGCGGGCGUCGUGUGCAGCCACACCGACCCGGACUUGUAG
Messenger RNA from Perognathus longimembris pacificus (Pacific pocket mouse), 2403 nucleotides. It is a transcript of the gene Hhipl1, whose product is annotated as HHIP like 1. The transcript is spliced from 9 exons. The record is from RefSeq and is a predicted model, not a curated record. The coding region runs from base 1 to 2403 and encodes 800 amino acids. Gene Ontology annotation, cellular component: membrane. Lineage: Eukaryota; Metazoa; Chordata; Mammalia; Rodentia; Heteromyidae.